CAUGCAAACGUAUAUUGGCCGGGGUUUAUUUAUUCAGCCGGCUCCCUUCGCGUGUUUAGCAGCUUCCCCGUUCCUCAUCCACCCGAAAGAUACCUACGUCAAGGAAGGUGAUCGAAUUACAUUAAGAUGUAAAGUCGAAUCGAAUUACAGAAUUGUGUGGUUGUAUAAGAAUAAGAAGUUAGAUAGAGGAGCAAAUGAGGAUGGAAAACUGGUGAUUAAGAAUUUUGGAAGCGAGGACGAGGGUGACUAUAGGUGCUCUGCGAAGAAGAUUGGCUCAGCCUUUACUGUUCUUAGUAAAGUCGCUCGAGUUUAUUUAGCCUUUACUGAAAAGAUGGAAAGAGAUGAGUUCAAGGUUGAAGCGACGACGAAUAAUUAUGCUAUAAUCAAAUGCAAAGUACCCCGCUCAAAACCGGAAGCCGAAAUUUAUUUCGAAUUUAAUAGACGGCGGCUAUAUAUUGAUCGGCUCGAAAAUCAUUUCCUCAUGGACGACGGUUAUUUGCAUAUUGUCUCGGUAACGGAAAAGAAUUCAGGGCGUUACCAAUGCUUCUCCAAAAAUCACAUCAGCGGUCAAGUUCAAAGCGGUUACGUGACUAACUUAAUUGUGAAAACUCCGACAGUGCCCGAAAAACCGUCCUUUUAUAGAGACCCUCCUAAGAAAAUCUUUAUAAUUGAGGGAGAAAAUGCAACGAUACCCUGCUGUAUAAAAUCUGUACCGCCCCCUGUUAUACGAUGGGGACGACACCCAAAUUCGUUGCAGCUACCCCACCCAAGAAUCUUUCAACGUUCUGAUAAUGCUAUUCAUAUCACAAAAGUUAUACCAGAGGAUCAGGGUUAUUACAUGUGCCAAGCCACUACAGCUGAUACUGAACAAUCAACUUAUUUACAAGUUAAUCUAAGACCAAAAGUUACAGUAGAAAGGAGACAAAUAUACGAAAGAUCGGGAACAAGGAACGUUCAGAUUCGUUGUAACGUCAGAGGUGUCCCCGAACCGAAGGUUAAGUGGUACGUCAACGGCAAACCAGUUAAGAAGCGGACAAGUAAAUCACUGAAGAUAAAACGUAAGUCGAUCAAAGAUAUUCACAACUAA
Molecule: messenger RNA, 1087 nt
Organism: Dimorphilus gyrociliatus
Lineage: Eukaryota; Metazoa; Annelida; Polychaeta; Dinophilidae
Source: the annotation of a GenBank genome assembly